This is a messenger RNA of Sphaerodactylus townsendi, 2778 nucleotides long. RefSeq names its product reticulon 4 receptor like 2 (gene RTN4RL2). The record is from RefSeq and is a predicted model, not a curated record. The transcript is spliced from 3 exons. Lineage: Eukaryota; Metazoa; Chordata; Lepidosauria; Squamata; Sphaerodactylidae. Gene Ontology annotation, cellular component: plasma membrane. Gene Ontology annotation, molecular function: protein binding. The coding region runs from base 631 to 1917 and encodes 428 amino acids.
CGGGCGGGCGGGCGGGGAGGACCUGCUUGUCCCCGAAAGGGUUAAAGCGGCGGCGGGGUGGGGGCGGAGCCCAAGCUGGCCCUGGGAAUAAGGCGCCGCCGCCCGGCCGCCCAGGCUCCCUCUUCGGCUGCGCGGUAGCCUGUGCCGCGGAGGCUCGCAGGGAGCGGAUGGUGCCCGGCGGCUCCCCCGGGAUGCAGCCCCCGUCCGGCCGCUCUCGCCCGCGGAGCGGAGGGUAGCAGCAGUGCCGCGGGGCGAGGCAGGUCGGCUGGCUGGCUGGCCCUGUCCGGCCAUGAGCCCGGCGGGCGGCGGCGGCCAGACCCUCCUCCUCCUCCUCCUCCCGGGCUGAGCCUUUGCGGAGCGCUGCCCCGUCCGGCAGGAAGCUCACGAGCGGACCGCGGGACUGUGGCUGGGAGCGACUGAGCAAAGCCUUCGCCGGCGACCUCGACCCGGCCACCCCUGCCCGCCUGCCUCCUGCCACCCCCUUCCCCGUUUGCUUUCUCUUCUUCUUCUUCUUCCCCUUUUUCUCUUCCCGCCCCGCCCCGCUGAGUUUGAGUCUCUUUCCCUCCCCAGGUUUUCUUCCCUCCUGUUUUGUUUUCCGUGCCCUUCCUCCGAGCCCGCCUGCCUGGCAUCAUGCUGCUCCGCCUGAGAUCCCCCCUGUACGGCUUGAUUCCUGUACUCCUGAUCCUAUUGGCCAUGCCUCUGGGAGCAGCCACAUGUCCAAUGCUGUGCACAUGCUACUUUCCUCCACCCACAGUAAGCUGCCAGGCCAAUAACUUCUCCUCUGUGCCACGGGUUCUGCCAUCCAAUGCUCAGCGCCUCUUUCUGCAAAACAAUCUGAUUGGGACUCUACGAGCUGGCAUGUUUGGCCCCAGCCUUGUCACCCUCUGGCUUUAUUCUAACAACAUCUCCUCCAUCCAGUCUGGUACUUUCCGCCAUCUGCAAGCUCUUGAAGAACUGGAUCUUGGGGACAAUCACAAUUUGCGCACCCUUAACCCGGAUACUUUCCACGGGCUGGAACGAUUGCAGUCUUUGCACCUGUAUCGUUGUCAGCUUAGCAGCCUACCAAAUACCAUAUUCCGCAACCUCUUCAGCCUCCAAUACCUCUAUCUUCAAGAGAACAAUCUGCUCUGCCUGCAGGAUGACCUUUUUGUGGAUUUGGCUAACCUGAGCCAUCUUUUUCUGCACGGCAACAAGAUUUGGCAGCUCUCUGAGAAUGUCUUCCGGGGCUUGUCUGGAUUAGACCGCUUGUUGCUUCACAGGAAUCGCCUACACACAAUUUCUACCUGGGCUUUUCGUGAUUUGCGCAAGCUUACCAUUCUGUACUUGUUUAACAACAACCUAACAACCCUGUCUGGGGAAACCCUUUCAAAUUUGCCCUCACUGGAGUUCCUGCGCCUCAACAGCAACCCGUGGGCCUGUGACUGCCGUGCCCGCUCCCUCUGGGUCUGGUUCCAGCACACACGAGUGUCCACCUCUGAUGUCAUAUGCACAUCUCCUCUGGAGCGCAAGGAGCGUGACAUGCGUUACUUAAAAGAAUCUGUCUUUCAGGACUGUCCUCCAACCAAUCACCACUCUGUUGGGUUUGACUGGGGUUGUAGGCCUGAGUGGGAGAAUGGAGCAAUUCUUCCCCAUCCCAAUGGCUCAUCCAAUCACCUCUAUGGCCUGGGAGGAUCACCACCUGCUGAUCCCUCCUCCUUUUACAGAGAUGUGCCAGCCAAUGACAUUCGAAGUCCCAAGUAUGAUCCUCCUACAGAGGAUGACUAUUGGGGGAGCUAUGGCAGUGAAGAAGGAGGACAGCUUAAAAAGGGAUGUUCACGACCUGGUUGUUCCUCCCUGGAGUCUGGAGCUAUCAGGAUUGCUUUUCUGACACUACUUCUUCCCUGCCCACUGAUGCUAUUGGGACCUUCCUGGUUUUGAUAAUGGAGAAUGGAUGUCCUGCUGAAUUCCGAUUGGCUUUGGGAUCUGAGACUGAGGCAUAAGUCAAAAUGAAUCCUCACCUAGCACUUUGCUGCUGCUGUUUUCCUGGCCUGUUACGAAACUAUUGCUAGAACCACUUUCUGGGUGGUAUCUGAACAUUCCCCCCUGCCCCCCCUGAACAUAUGGAAAGAACAUUUCUCUUUACUUUGUGGGGUAUGGCAUUUCGGGGAAGUUAUGUUCACUAAAAAUUGCUUAAUGGGGCUGCCGUGGACAUUCUGUGUUUCCUGGCCAACAUCUCCUAGUUAAACCCAGGAUGAGUCAGGAUCUCUUCCGUGCAUGAUAGGAAAGUGCAAAAUGGAUAACAGCGUCUGAUUCUCAGAGCUUCAGUCCUCUCCGCAUCCUCUUGCCAUGCACGCAAGUGCCUGCUUUAUCCAAUGAGAUCGGAUCCUUCAGCUAAAGAGAUAAGUGUCCUCUUCCACAACUGGGGCAGACUAUGAAGCCCUUGGGUCCUUGUCGCCACUGACUUGUUCCUCAAUAUGUACUGGAAACAUGUUCACAUGAACAGAUGAAGGGCAAGUUUACUAAGCACAAAGCUUAUCACAAGGUAACUUAGCCUUCCUUCCCAGAGAUUGUGUCCAGAUGGUGCUGCUGAAGCCAUGUCUGUGAUGGUCAUUCCAUAUGUACAAGUCUAUGUGCAGUGGUUGCAAAUGUCACAUGAUAAACAUGCGAGUUGGCCUUUGGUCAUCACAUCUGGUCUUUGAGGGAAGGGGGCGUGUUCCCUUCCUUUGCUGCCUCCUUUCUGUCUCCUCUUUUAAAAGGCAAAAAAAAAUCAUUGGAAAGCUAUUAAACUAUUUUAAUAAA